Molecule: messenger RNA, 1608 nt
Organism: Laetiporus sulphureus 93-53
Lineage: Eukaryota; Fungi; Basidiomycota; Agaricomycetes; Polyporales; Laetiporaceae
Exons: 4
Coding region: 275-1378 (367 amino acids)
Source: RefSeq, a predicted model, not a curated record
AGCGACAGAAGACGACAUGCAUUGCUGGCCACGAAGUUCGUAUCGAGACGCGUCAUACCAACAAUGAGCACGCGCGAAACCUCGCCGCUGCACGAAUGAAGUCGCUGGCGGAAGCAAAUGGCCCAGAGCCGGGGCUGCACUGUCCACCCUCGUUCACGUGGAGCCUGUGGCAAAUUAUACACCGUAGGUCGAUAAGUAGCCGUCCGGAAACCAUGUCGAGGAUGAUCAAGUCGCGUUCCACACGUGAUCCUUCCUCGCCUAAGAAAUUUGUUGAAUGCCUCGUUUCCUACGGUCAUUCCUGCAUAUAAGGUGCUGGCGGCUGUCCUCCCCGCCGAUAACUAUCACUCCCACCAUGCAUAAUCAGCAGAAAUUCAUUCUCAUCAACCUCGACAAGCAGGAAGUGAUUGAUUGGAACCUCCUGUUGCCCGAGGUCUUAUUCGGGCGACAGAAAAUCAAGCUCCUCGUAGGAUUACUCGCCAAACCUCCCCCAGUUGAAGAACGUGCCCUCGCCUCUAUCCUUACGGAUCUACGAACUCGCCAUGGUGCAGACAGAGAGACAAGCCCCGACGAUGCGGACCUUUUAAUUGAUGGACUGUCGCAAGCCAUCCUACAGAACUCCGACGACGCUUUGCGCGCUGCUCUGACCACAUUCUGUAAACGGAGCGUGAUCGAUGUGUUGCACACUCGUGUUUCGUCUCUAUCACCUCUCGGGUCCUUCGGGACCUGGCAGGGAGAUCGGAUCAUUUGUCUCGGCGAUAAGACAACGGCAGAAGAUCUCCCCUUAAGAAUCUUCACAGAAGAGGAGCAACAAAAGCUUACCUCUCCUCCGAUUUGCUAUCCUGAAGGGUUCCGUAGCUCUCUGCUCUGCAAUUUUCGAAAUGUACGUGCACGGGAGGACUUCAUAGAGUAUUAUCCCGAUGACGGCAAAAGCGCCUGUGCCCUGCACACUGCUCUCCCUCCUUCCGCGAAAGUCAUCCUGAAUUUCGCCUAUCGUCCUUCUUUCUCUCGCCCUGUCGUCGAGCAAGGCGCAACCGAGCCCGUCUGGGUGUUGUGUAACAUCUCCAAACUACUAUAUGUACGCGUCAAUGCUAUCGCGGCCCUCUCCAAUUCCGCGACUGAAGGCCCGAAGGUGCAUGGUCGUAUCGGUCUCGAACACCUUCUCGUGUUGCAAAUCCUCUGGGCGUCCGACUGCUCGGUCAAGGCGAUGCACAGGAACAUUCAUCAGGGACCGUGGGUUGGAGAUCGAUUCGCGUUCACCACAAUGGACAGGAUCGGCGAAUAUGCCAAUAGCGAUUGGACGGAUUGGAGUACGGAAGCAGUACUGCUUGUGCGUAACAUAUGGGGACAUGUCCUUCCGGUGGCGCUGCCGGUUCCGUGAAGUCGCUUCCAUUCCUCGCACCCCCAUCCCUUCCCUUUCCCGAAUUAGAAACGCAGGCACGAAGAAGAAAGAAGAAUCAAGAUGAAGAAACGGAUCUUAAGAAGAAAUGUACAUUGAGAAGUUGAGGAAAGGAUUAGAAGAGAAGUGUUGCUUGUCUGCUGGUGUCCGUGCUCUGUACUGCUAUGAAUGAAAAUGACAAUUGCCGUGGUGUUUUACCUUUAACGUGGCUC